Molecule: messenger RNA, 264 nt
Organism: Dovyalis caffra
Lineage: Eukaryota; Viridiplantae; Streptophyta; Magnoliopsida; Malpighiales; Salicaceae
Source: the annotation of a GenBank genome assembly
AUGGCGGAAGGAACCCGUCUUCAAGAGCUCCGGCGAGAGCUCACUUCUCCGGUGGAGGAAGUUGAACAAUGCCAAGAGAACGGACUCAACAAAUCCAUAGAUGAACUCAAAUCCUUGAUUGGAGGACUCGAAUACCGAAGGAACCUCGACAAUCCGAUCAAAGAGAUGUUGGAGACAAAAGAAACACUCAUUUCUCUUAUGGCUCAUCCCACAAACUUGAGUUCUCGAAAUUUGACGGUGAAGAUUUUCGAGGAUGGGUUAUGA